This is a messenger RNA of Vicugna pacos (alpaca), 2674 nucleotides long. It is a transcript of the gene UBA2, whose product is annotated as ubiquitin like modifier activating enzyme 2. Gene Ontology annotation, molecular function: SUMO activating enzyme activity. Gene Ontology annotation, cellular component: cytoplasm; SUMO activating enzyme complex. Gene Ontology annotation, biological process: protein sumoylation. The record is from RefSeq and is a predicted model, not a curated record. Lineage: Eukaryota; Metazoa; Chordata; Mammalia; Artiodactyla; Camelidae.
UCCCCCACCCGCUUCCGGCCGCCGCUCAGUUCUCCCGCCUCCGCCUCCGCCGCGGCUCGUGGUCAUCCCGCCAUGGCACUGUCGCGGGGGCUACCCCGGGAACUGGCCGAGGCCGUGGCCGGGGGCCGGGUCCUGGUGGUGGGCGCGGGGGGCAUCGGCUGCGAGCUCCUCAAGAACCUCGUGCUCACUGGUUUCUCCCACAUCGACCUGAUUGAUCUGGAUACUAUUGAUGUCAGCAACCUCAACAGGCAGUUUUUGUUUCAAAAGAAACAUGUUGGAAGAUCAAAGGCCCAGGUUGCCAAAGAAAGUGUACUGCAGUUUUAUCCGAAAGCUAAUAUCAUAGCCUACCAUGACAGCAUCAUGAACCCUGACUAUAAUGUGGAAUUUUUUCGACAAUUUAUAUUGGUUAUGAAUGCUUUAGAUAACAGAGCUGCCCGCAACCACGUUAAUAGAAUGUGUCUAGCCGCUGAUGUCCCUCUUAUUGAGAGUGGAACUGCUGGUUAUCUUGGGCAGGUAACCACUAUCAAAAAGGGUGUGACUGAAUGUUAUGAAUGUCAUCCCAAACCAACCCAGAGAACUUUUCCUGGCUGUACAAUUCGUAACACACCUUCAGAACCUAUUCAUUGCAUCGUUUGGGCAAAAUAUUUGUUCAACCAGUUGUUUGGGGAAGAAGAUGCUGAUCAAGAAGUGUCUCCUGACAGAGCUGACCCUGAAGCUUCCUGGGAACCAAUGGAAGCUGAAGCCAGAGCCAGAGCAUCUAAUGAAGAUGGUGACAUUAAGCGUAUUUCCACUAAAGAAUGGGCUAAAUCAACUGGAUAUGAUCCAGUUAAACUUUUUACCAAGCUUUUUAAAGAUGAUAUCAGGUAUCUGUUGACAAUGGACAAACUAUGGCGGAAGAGGAAACCUCCAGUUCCGUUGGACUGGGCUGAAGUUCAGAGUCAAGGGGAAGAAACCAAUGCAUCAGAUCAACAAAACGAGCCCCAGUUAGGUCUGAAAGACCAGCAAGUUCUAGAUGUAAAGAGCUAUGCACGUCUUUUUUCAAAGAGCAUUGAGACUUUGAGAGUGCAUUUAGCAGAAAAGGGGGAUGGAGCUGAGCUCAUAUGGGACAAGGAUGACCCAUCUGCAAUGGAUUUUGUCACCUCUGCUGCAAACCUCAGGAUGCAUAUUUUCAGUAUGAAUAUGAAGAGCAGAUUUGAUAUCAAAUCAAUGGCAGGGAACAUUAUUCCUGCUAUCGCUACUACUAAUGCAGUGAUUGCUGGGUUGAUAGUAUUGGAAGGAUUGAAGAUUUUAUCAGGAAAAAUAGACCAGUGUAGAACAAUUUUUUUGAAUAAACAGCCAAAUCCAAGAAAGAAGCUCCUUGUGCCUUGUGCACUGGAUCCUCCCAACCCUAACUGUUACGUAUGUGCCAGCAAGCCAGAGGUGACUGUGCGACUGAACGUCCAUAAAGUGACCGUUCUCACGUUACAAGAUAAGAUAGUGAAAGAAAAAUUUGCUAUGGUAGCACCAGAUGUCCAAAUUGAAGAUGGAAAAGGAACAAUCCUAAUAUCUUCAGAAGAGGGAGAGACGGAAGCCAAUAAUCACAAGAAAUUAUCAGAAUUCGGAAUUAGAAAUGGGAGCCGACUUCAAGCAGAUGACUUCCUUCAGGACUACACUUUAUUGAUCAACAUCCUUCAUAGUGAAGACCUAGGAAAGGAUGUUGAAUUUGAAGUUGUUGGUGAUGCCCCCGAAAAAGUGGGGCCCAAACAAGCUGAAGAUGCUGCCAAAAGCAUAACCAAUGGCAGUGAUGACGGAGCUCAGCCUUCCACUUCCACAGCACAAGAGCAAGAUGAUGUGCUCAUAGUUGAUUCAGAUGAAGAAGGUCCUUCAAACAAUGCUGACAUCAGUGAAGAAGAAAGAAGUCGCAAGAGGAAAUUAGAUGAGAAAGAGAAUGUCAGUGCAAAAAGGUCACGCACAGAGCAGACAGAAGAGCUUGAUGAUGUUAUAGCAUUAGAUUGAGCAGAAAUGCCUCUCCGCAGAACCUCUUACUGCAUUAGGCCUUCUGGGCAGAACCGGGUUAUUUGUUAUGUCCUUUGUUCCAAAGGGAAAAAAUUGACACCAGUGACUUGAAGAUGAUUCUGCUCCCCUUGAAAGCAUUCAUUUUGCUAGAACUCUUAGAAACAUUGCGGUGUGCUGUACUGAAAGUAGGAACAUAGUUUUAAAACCCUUUGAGCAAAGUGUGUGCAUAACCAGUCAUGAGACGGAACAACACAAUGCAUGUCGCCUUUUUAAUGUAAAUACCCUUAGGUAUCAUUUAACAGGUUUAAAAUAUUGUGGUUUAGUAAAGUUGAUACCUGGUUAUAAAUAUUAUGCCUUUAUUUUUGGUUAGAAGAAGAAUUAUUUUUAGCCUAGAUCUAACCAUUUUCAUACUCUUAACUGACUGAAACAGAUUCAAAGAAGUAUCGAGUGCUAUGCAUUGAAAUUGUUUCUACAUGUUAACUGGCACUAUGUAUAUUAAUGUAAAACAAUUGUUAAUUUACUCAAGUUUUCAGCUUGUACUGCCUGGUAUGUCUGUGUAAGAAGCCAAUUUUUGUGUAUUGUUACAGUUUCAGGUUAUUUAUAUUUGAUGUUUUGUAAAACUCAGAUCCGACUAUACUGUACUUAUGGACCAAAUAAAUGGCAUCUGCAUACUUGUUAC